Messenger RNA from Alosa alosa (allis shad), 2023 nucleotides. It is a transcript of the gene nr5a1a, whose product is annotated as nuclear receptor subfamily 5, group A, member 1a. Gene Ontology annotation, biological process: hormone-mediated signaling pathway; tissue development; regulation of transcription by RNA polymerase II. NCBI's taxonomy places the organism in Eukaryota, Metazoa, Chordata, Actinopteri, Clupeiformes, Clupeidae. Gene Ontology annotation, molecular function: zinc ion binding; RNA polymerase II cis-regulatory region sequence-specific DNA binding; nuclear receptor activity. The record is from RefSeq and is a predicted model, not a curated record. Gene Ontology annotation, cellular component: RNA polymerase II transcription regulator complex.
ACAUUUCAAGGUGAUGGAGUUUAGCCAUGCGUUCGAAGAUCUCUGUCCAGUGUGUGGAGAUAAAGUUUCAGGGUACCAUUACGGCUUAUUGACAUGUGAAAGCUGCAAGGGAUUUUUCAAGAGGACUGUUCAAAAUACUAAGAGAUACACUUGCGCUGAAAACCAGAAUUGCAGAAUCGACAAAACUCAGCGAAAGAGAUGUCCCUUUUGUCGUUUUCAAAAGUGCCUAAACGUUGGGAUGAGAUUAGAAGCGGUACGUGCUGACCGGAUGCGAGGGGGAAGGAAUAAAUUUGGCCCCAUGUACAAACGUGACAGGGCACUGAAGCAGCAGAAAACCCUGGUCCAUGUAAGCAACUUCAAACUGGAGCCAAGUCCUUCCCUGGCCCCAGGCCUCCAGACCGAGAGCAGCUUUCCGGGCGGCCUUUCAGGGUUUCUACCCCCGCUAACCCCUCCAGACUGUGACUGUGUCCCUCCAUAUUGCCCCCCUUCUCUAGGUGUUGCCCUUCAAAGUCAUGGUGGCUCCUUUCCCGGUCAGUACCAAUACCCUGCCACCCCAUUCCCCUCCAGGUCUAUCAAGUCUGAGUACUUUGAGCAGUACACCUACUCUUCCGACUCCUGCUCGCCCGGGUACACUUACUCUGAGGGGUGUCUGCCGGGCUCCCCACAAACCUCCAGCUUGCCCCCCACCAUGCCACCGCAGCUGGUGUCGAACCUGUUGCACUGUGAGCUAGAUGAAGCUCAGGUGCGGCUGAAGGUGGUGACGUACCUCCACCAGGAGCAGAACGGCCGGGCAAAGCAGGAGAAGUUCAGCUCAUUCAAGCUGUUCUGCGUCAUGGCCGACCAGACACUGUUCUCCAUCGUGGACUGGGCCAGAAGCUGCAUCUUCUUCAGGGAACUCCAGGUUGGCGAUCAGAUGAGGCUCCUCCAUAACUGCUGGAGUGAGCUGCUGCUGCUGGAUCACAUCUGCAGACAGGUGCACCAUGGGAAGGAGGGAACUCUCCUACUGGUGACUGGCGAGGAGCUUGAGAUGUCCUCCAUUUUGAGCCAAGCAGGGCCACCUCUGAUCAGCCUUACACAGAGGGCCCAGGAGUUGGUAAAGAGACUACAGGCUCUGCAGAUGGACAGAAGAGAGAUGGCCUGCUUCAAGUUUCUCAUCCUCUUCAAUCCGAGUGUGAAACUGUUGGAGAACCAGGCGUUUGUGGAGAGCGUUCAGGAGCAAGUGAACUGUGCUCUGAAGGAGUACACCUUCUGCUCUUACCCCCAGACAGUGGAUCGCUGUAGCCAGCUGCUGCUGCGCCUACCAGAGCUACGUGCCCUGAGUACACAGGCAGAGGACUACCUGCUCUUCAAACACCUGAGCGGGGAGGUGCCCUGCAACAACCUGCUUGUAGAAAUGCUCCAUGCCAAGAGAGCCAUGGUAUGAUCCACAGGCGUGUGUGUGUGUGUGUGUGUGUGUGAGAGAGAGAAGAGAGAGAGAGAGAGAGAGAGAGAGAGAGAGAGCACUGAGCAACAGACACUAAAGUAAGAACAAGAUAAGCUAAUUAUGUUGUAAGAUUAACUUUUUAUGUCAUGUUGCCUACAUGUAUGUAUGUGUGAGCACAUAGGUCUGUGCCAAUAUAUUUACUUUUCUACCAUGGCAGUAUUUUGGCGGAUUUCUUUUUACUUAGGUCAGUCCUUGUUAGUUCCCCCAACAUAAACAUGUUUACCUGCUACUGCCUUCACUCACUUUGAUUGUUUGUGUUAUUUCAAAAUAGUGUAUUAUUUAAAAAAUAAUUAUUGUAUAUCUUUAAACAUCUUUUACAACACUAUUUUUGUCCUAGGGUAAAUGAAAGCUGAAGUAUUUAUAUAACAAAAGGUAGUACUAUUUUUCAUAUAUGCUACUUUAUAUGCUGUUUUACAGUAGUGCACAUUUUUCAAAAUUAAUUUUUAUACUUUAAAAAGUGCCUUAUGGUAUGCAGACUGUUUUUUUCUUUUGAGGAUUACAUGUACAGCAUGUUGGAAAAAUAGUGUAUUAAAUAAUUGU